GGAGACUAAAAGGAGGAGAAAGGAAAAGCGGGACCAACGACGCCACGAGUGACAAUUCUGUGGUGUAUCGCUUGCAAAAGACUCGAGGUGGCAUAAGAGGAGGAUCGGUGGAUUCGCGUGAAGAGAAAGUUACCAAGUGCUUUGUACGUUUAGGAGCAUCACGGGAGGAUUAAUUUCCACGAAACGUCGGAUAAGUUGUUGACCGUUGUAACCGAAACGACUCGCGUCGAACGGGCGGACAUCAAACGCGAUGGUGGAAGUCUUGCUGGAGCCGUGUGGCCAGGAUGUAGCCGUAGCAGAGAACGGAUGCAAUCUCACCGAGAACUCGACGGAAUGUUCACCCCGUGACGAUCAGUGCGACUCAACCAUGGAAGAUGCGAAUCUAACGGCAAUUCAAAGCUUCUACAAAGGGCAGAGCAUCUUCGUGACUGGUGGCACAGGCUUCAUGGGCAAAUUGCUCGUGGAGAAGCUCCUCCGUGAUUGUCCUGGAAUUUCUUUUAUCUAUCUCUUGGUACGCCCGAAGAAGGGAAAGGACGUGCAUCAGCGCAUCGAGGAACUAUUCGACGAUCCGAUUUUUAGCAAACUGAAAGAGGUGAAGCCCAAGUUCAGGCACCAGAUCGUCGCGAUAGCUGGCGAUUGCAGCCUGCCAGGUCUGGGAAUCUCUCCCAGCGACAGAGCCAUGAUGAUUCAAGACGUCUCUAUCGUCUUCCACGUCGCCGCGACCGUCAGGUUCGACGAGAAGUUAAAACUCGCGGUUCCUAUCAACGUACGGAGUCCCAAGGUCGUUACAGACCUCUGCAAAGAAAUGCCACGUCUGAAGUCGUUCGUGCACGUAUCAACGGCGUACGCCAAUUGCCCGCUCGACGUAAUCGAGGAGAGGGUGUACGAUCCCCCGAUGGACGCUGACAAGCUGAUCACUCUGACGGAAUGCCUCGACGAGAAGCUGAUCGAAGAGAUCACCCCACGAUUACUGGGUAGAUGGCCGAACACGUACACAUUCACGAAAGCAGUGGCCGAGAGCAUCGUCAAGAAAGAGGCUGGCAACAUGCCCGUGGGCAUAUUUCGUCCCGCAAUCGUGAUAUCGACGUAUCGUGAACCGCUGCGAGGAUGGAUCGACAACAUGUACGGACCGACUGGCGUUGCGGCUGGCGCAGGUACUGGGAUCCUACGAUCUAUACACUGCGACGGGUCGAUACCCGCCAACGUUGUGCCGGGAGAUCUAACGGUAAACGCUCUGAUAGCCUGUGCUUGGGACGUAGCAAACCGUCGAAGGGCCACGACAGAUGAGAAAAACAACGACGUGCCGGUGUACAAUUACGUAUGCAAAGACAACCCCAUCACGUACGACCAGCUGAAAGUGAAGUCUGAAAAGCACGGUCUCGAGUUCCCCACUGGCAAAGCGAUAUGGUAUUACAGCUUCCGUAACAACAAGCACAAACUGGUCCACUUGUUUUACGUCUACAUACUCCACUUGCUACCAGCUCUCCUGAUCGACUCCGUCACGAUUUGCCUGGGGAAGGAGCCCAGGAUGCUGAACAUCUACAAAAAGAUCCAUAAAUUCAUGAACGUGCUGAAUUAUUUCACCACAAGGCAGUGGAAGUUCACGAACGAGAACUUUAAACAGGUGCUGGCGAAGAUGAGCCCCGAUGAUAGCCACAACUUCAAUUGCGACAUCACGGAAGUCGACUGGGACCUUUACUUCCGAUCAUACAUACGAGGUAUUCGGGUGUAUCUGAUAAAGGAUCCCAUCGAGUCUCUCGAACAAGCACGCGUCCGAUGGCAGAGAUUAUACUGGAUUCACCAAGCGUGCAAAUUGAUUCUCGCGUACCUCGUGUUUCGAAUAUGCUGGCUGUCGGUGUUUUACCUCUACCGGGUUUAUAUAUCGCCAGCUGCGUAGCCGAUCUGCGAGUAUAUCCACAUAAAUAUUAAUAAUGCGUGCGUGCGUGUGCGUGAGUGUACAGCGUCGAAUGGAUUAUUGCAUUUUCGAACCAAAUCGAAUCGAUGUCACUCGUCGGGUACCAAUGGCGGGACCCUCGUUUUCGAUCAACAAUGGUGCUGGCUGGCUGGCUUUCCGGCGUACAGAGCAACUCGGAGGAACGGAAGGGAGAGGCCAAAGCGUCGAUUCGACGCUCCGAUGCGUCGCGUUCCUCUCGUUCGUGUCUCGAAUUGGUCGUUCACGGCAGGGGUUGGCAAAAGCUUGUCCAGCGAAGGGUCGCUUGGGUGAAAUUGCGGCCCUCCCUGGCCAAGGAAUUGUAUAUCGAGGAAAUUGUUUACACACUUAUUUAUAAAAUGAAAAACAAAAUUUAUACAAUUUUUGUAUCAUCAACAUACAGAAUAUAAUUGUAUAUAAACGGA
This is a messenger RNA of Hylaeus volcanicus, 2355 nucleotides long. RefSeq names its product fatty acyl-CoA reductase wat-like. Gene Ontology annotation, molecular function: alcohol-forming very long-chain fatty acyl-CoA reductase (NADP+) activity. Gene Ontology annotation, cellular component: peroxisome. Bases 251 to 1897 code for a protein of 548 amino acids. Gene Ontology annotation, biological process: long-chain fatty-acyl-CoA metabolic process. The transcript is spliced from 10 exons. Lineage: Eukaryota; Metazoa; Arthropoda; Insecta; Hymenoptera; Colletidae. The record is from RefSeq and is a predicted model, not a curated record.